AUGGCUGCUAAGUUCAUCGUUCUCGCUGUUAUGGUAGCCGCCGCACGAGCUGGCGGGGUAAUUGGUAAUAAAGCUCGUGGUAGCAUUGCCGGUGGAGCUAUCGGUGGCGUUGCCAAUGCUGGUGAUCAUUCAAAUUUCUCCUAUGGCGUUAAAGAUCCAAACACGGGUGAUGUCAAAGACCAACACGAGAGGCGCGUCGGCGACAGCGUAGUUGGCCAGUAUUCACUUCUGGAAUCUGAUGGCACCAAACGCGUGGUCGAGUAUUCGGCAAAUCCCCAAACCGGAUUUAAUGCUGUUGUUCGUAAAGAAGGCGUCGCUGUCCAUCCACCGUCUCCAGUGCAGCCUGGAAAUCCACUUACUGGUCCUUUGGGAUACGGAGCUAGCGAUUCACCUUUCGCUUAUACAGGACCACAUGCGUCUCCUCUGGCUCAUAAUCCUGCUGUGAACCCAUUGGCCUACAAUGCCCGUAAUUCUUUAGCUCAUCGUGCUCCUUUCAAUUCUUUGGCUUAUGGUUCAAAUCCUUUAGCUUUCGGAGGUCAUGUAAAUCCCUCAGCGUAUGGUGCUCAAGCGAAUCCAUUGAGCUAUGCUCAUGGAUUAGACUUCAAUGCUCUUCGAGGUGCAUAUGCUGGUCUGCCUGGCCCACAUGGUCCUUAUGGUUCUUAUGGAACUCCUCUUGCACACAGUGCUUUUGGUGCUCCUCUUGUGAACCAUUUCGGAGCUCAUGGGGUCGCAUCUGAUACAAGAUUCGGCUGGUAAAUAAAUAUUUCAUAUUUAUUACGAUUUCUAUGUGAAUGACUGUGGUUAUGGUAAAUUAAACAAUUCAGAGCUAAAUAUAUUAUUUGUUUCAUUAACCGUCAACGCGACUAUUUUUUAUUUAUUUAAUGUAGCUAUGCAAAUAAAUUUAUGUAAGAUUUUGACUUAUGUGAACAUAUUCUCUGAAUGUAUACAGAAGACUGCAUUAUACUCACAUUAUUUAUUAAACGUUAUUUUUUGAAAAUUUAUUGUAAAUAUAGACAAAUUAUUCUAGUAAUUUGGAUGAUCCACAUUUGUUCUCAGAGUUGUUUAUUUUUAAAUGUAUGUUAGUAUACAUGUCAAAAUAGAUAAAACGAUUUAGAUCCGUAUUUUUGUUAGAAAGCACGUUUUUGUUUGUGUUGUUCUUAAAUAAAAAUAGUUCAGGCGUUCCCUGAGAGCAUGUGUGAAAAUUUUUAUAUUUGUCACCGGAGGUCAUCUAAUAUUUAAUAGUAAUAGAUCAAUUUCGCAUUGACAAUACUAUAUAUUAUAUUGAUAGAAAAUGUUUUAAUGUGUUCGCCAUAUUUGAGGUUCCGUUUUCGAUUCCUGGCCAAUAUUGGAAUUCUGUAUAGUCUGGGUG
Diatraea saccharalis (sugarcane borer) is the source of this 1369-nucleotide messenger RNA. The record is from the annotation of a GenBank genome assembly. NCBI's taxonomy places the organism in Eukaryota, Metazoa, Arthropoda, Insecta, Lepidoptera, Crambidae.